Cannabis sativa is the source of this 926-nucleotide messenger RNA. RefSeq lists its product as uncharacterized. The transcript has 3 exons. The record is from RefSeq and is a predicted model, not a curated record. NCBI's taxonomy places the organism in Eukaryota, Viridiplantae, Streptophyta, Magnoliopsida, Rosales, Cannabaceae. Bases 351 to 716 code for a protein of 121 amino acids.
GAUUAAUCUGCUGCCAUUGUUGUGACUGUCUUCUUCGUUCAUGCUCACUCUGCAAGUGUCGGGCUUCCUUGAUUGGUGGUAGCGUUGCCGGAGAUUUGGGAUAUCUGGUAUUAUUUGCUGUUUGUGUUGCCCAGUGCCCACAUCUGAGUCAUAAGGAAGCAGCCCCAUUCAAGAUCAAGUCAUUCCCUUGGUAUGACGACUUGUGUGCAGUUUUUGGCAAAGAUCGUGCAACUGGAAAACAUGCAGAGACUGUAACAGAUGUUGUUGAAGAACUUGAAGCUGAAAAGGAAAACACUACACUUGGAGAAGAUGAUUUUAGCAAUGCUAAUAAUGUGGAUGAAGUGGAAUCUAUGUCUGUUUCAGAUGCAACAAGAGGUGCUCAAUCUCACACUCAAUCAGAUGGGUCUUCAAAGAAGAAAAGGAAAGCUGCAAAUCAUGAAGAACUUUCAAAUGCACUUACACAAUCAGCUUCUAUUCUCGCAGAGGUAAUUGAAAAAGCUUCUAUUCGUUUGAGUAAAGCUAUUGGUGAAGACUUGAAUGAAAAGCAUAUGCAGCUCGGGAAAGAGUUAGAAAGGACCACUACACUUACUACAACUCAACGUCAUAAGGUACCUCGCAUGAUUAUGCAAGAUAAUGCUCUGGUUUCUUACUUUUUCAGUGUCCCAGAUGAUGAGAAGGAUGAAUGGGCGAGACUUCUGAUUGAUGGCUCUCUUUAGUACACAGCUCGGGAAAGAGUUAGAAAGAUCAUGGUUAUUCACUUUGGUCUAAAAUAAUUUGCAGGACAAUAUAUAUUGCCUUUGACAUUCAGUAGUAUACAAAUUAUAAUCUUUUGGAUCUGGUGUAAUGUGUUAUGCUCAUAAUUUUGCAAACAAUUAUUUUGAGCAUAAAUAUGGGAAUUGGACAUGAAUACUUAUACUUUUGAACAA